AUGCAGGCGCCUUCAGUGGCAGACGCGCUGCAGCAGGAUGCGGCAUGGGGAGACCACCUCGACCAGGCGCGGCGCCUGCGGCAGAUGGUGCAGCAGGCCUCAAAGCUGCUGCAGCAGCGGCUUGCUGCUAUGCCGCAAUGUGGCAACCUGGCACAGGCGCAGCCGCAACAGCAGCAGCAGCAGCAGCAGCAGCAACAGCAGCAGCAGGAGAACCACCAACACCAGCACUUCCACAAGCCACACCGUGCCGGCGGCAGCCUGGCCGCGCCGGAUGGGGCAUUUCGCAGCGGCGGCGGCAGGGCGCCCCUCCUCCCAAUGCCUGGCGCGCCGGCGCAGCAGCAGGACCGCAAGCGCGAUGCGGAUGGUGUUCCAAAGCAGCACACCAGUGGCGCAGGCGGCUGGAGCCAGCAGCAGCCUGCACAGGGCUGGCAGCAGCAGCAGCAACAACAGCAACGCCCGCCGCAGCGGCCGCAUGGCGGCUGGGGCCAGCAGCAGCAGCCGCAGCAGUUUCAAGCGGGCCCUGAUGAAAUUGAGGAGGACGACCAACCUGGACCCCCAGGAAAGCUGCAGAGCGGGCCUAGCGGCUGGAACCCGCGGCAAGCGGCGCAGCAGCAGAGAUCGUGGCAGCAGCCGCACCCGCCGCGCGCCGCGGGCGGCGCCGUCGCUGGCGGCGGGGCGGGGGCCGGGGGAGGUGGCCAGGAGCAGGAGGGCGCGCAGGGCCCUGGGGCGUUCACCACGGCGCGUCACCAGUACGCCUCUGACCUGCGCAAGAAAGGCCAGCACCAGGCGGCGGCGGCUGUCAUGAAUGCGCUCGACGCCAAUGGGCAGGGGGGCGGCGGCGGCGGCGGCCAGGGGGGCGAGGAGGGGCCGCUGUCGGCGCGGACACUGCAGAUGCUUGGAGCUGAGAAUGGGGAGCUGCCGCCAGAGCUGCAGAAGUGUGACCCCAAGCUGAUAGAGCAGGUGUGCAAUGACGUCAUCGACGCGGGCGGGGCCAUAUCGUGGGACGACAUUGCUGGGCUGCAGACAGCCAAGGACCUGAUCCGGGAGAUCGUGGUUUGGCCCAUGCUCAACCCCACCAUCUUCACGGGCCCCCGCGCGCCGCCCAAGGGCCUGCUGCUGUUCGGCCCCCCCGGCACCGGCAAGACGCUCAUCGGCAAGGCGGUGGCCUCCAACAUCAGCGCGGCCUUCUUCUCCAUCAGCGCCAGCAGCCUCACCAGCAAAUGGAUCGGGGAGGGCGAGAAGAUGGUGCGCACGCUGUUCGCAGUGGCGGGCGUGAUGCAGCCGUCUGUGAUCUUCAUUGACGAGAUCGAUUCGCUCAUGAGCGCCCGCAAGAGCGACGGCGAGCACGAGGCCAGCCGGCGCCUUAAGACUGAGAUGCUGGUGCAGAUGGAGGGUUGCGAUCCCUCCAGCACCAGCCGCCGCGUGCUGCUCAUCGGCACGACCAACAGGCCCGAGGAGUUGGAUGAGGCCGCGCGGCGCCGCAUGCCCAAGCAGCUGUACAUCCCGCUCCCCUGCGGCGAGGCGCGCCGCCAGAUGGUGCUGCGGCAGCUGGGGCCGGGCUGCAGCGUGGAGGCGCAGCUCAGCGGGGAGGACCUGGCGAAGGUGGUCGCAAAGACAGACGGCUACUCGGGCAGCGACAUGCGCAAUUUAAUCCAGGAGGCGUGCCAGGGCCCGGUGCGCGAGGCCGUGGUAGCGGCUGGCGGGGAGCGCGUGGCGCAGCUGCGGGGGGAGGACCUGCGGCCGGUGCGCCUGCGCGACUUCCAGGCGGCGUCGAAGGCCCAGCGUGCCAGUGUGACGCCAGCGGAAAUAGAGCGGUACGAGCAGUACAACGAGCGCCACGGCGCCAAGUACGUGCCGCUGGGGCAGCAGGACGACGCGGCGAUGGACGAGGACGGCUGGUGA
Molecule: messenger RNA, 1902 nt
Organism: Monoraphidium neglectum
Lineage: Eukaryota; Viridiplantae; Chlorophyta; Chlorophyceae; Sphaeropleales; Selenastraceae
Exons: 12
Coding region: 1-1902 (633 amino acids)
Molecular function (GO): ATP hydrolysis activity; ATP binding
Source: RefSeq, a predicted model, not a curated record